CUUGUAAUUGUAACCUCCACGCUCGCAGAUGUCGCUUCAAUAUGGAAUUAUACAAAUUAUCCGGUGGGACAUCUGGCGGCGUGUGUUUAAACUGCCGACACAACACUGCCGGGAGGCAUUGCCAUUACUGCAAAGAAGGCUACUAUAGAGAUAUCACCAAGCCUAUUUCACACAGAAAAGCGUGCAAAGCUUGUGACUGUCAUCCUGUUGGAUCUUCCGGUUUAACCUGUAAUCAAACUAAUGGACAAUGUCCUUGCAAAGAUGGAGUGACAGGCACCACCUGUAAUCGGUGUGCGAAAGGGUAUUUUCAAAGCCGGUCAACAGUAGCACCUUGUAUUAAGGUUCAUAAGACUGAUAGAAUUAAACCUGUCAGAAAACACGAAGAGAAGUGUGGAAAGUGUACAGCGGGCAAAAAAAGAUUAAGUCUCAGAAAGUACUGCAAAAGGGAUUAUGCUAUCCAAGCAGAUAUCCUCUCCCGAGAGACCGUUGGAGAUUGGGUGCGGUUUGGAAUACACGUCAGACACGUCUUUAAAGCAGGACCCAUAAAGUUACGAACAGGACCUCAGUCACUGUGGAUAUCACAGUCUGAAAUAGCCUGCAGUUGCCCUAAACUAAGACUGAAACAUUCUUAUCUGAUUUUAGGAAAUAACGAAGAAAGUAAAAAAUAUGCUGGUUUGCAUGCAAGUAGAGACAGCAGUGUUAUUGAAUGGAAACGUGAUUGGCCAGAUCGCAUGCGUCGGUAUCAACGACGUCAAAGAAAUGGUAGAUGCGGCGACUUUGAUUAAAUUGCAACACCCAGAUCUGUGAAGAAUUGUCAAUUAAGAUGUAAGGGACGAAGAAGAUAAUUUUAUGUUUCUAAAGUACUGUUUCUUGACCAUCUAGGUAGUCAAUAAUUAUCUGUAAAUAUCAUAAACUUUGUUUUGAUACCUCCCCCCUUUUUAUUUUGUAAAUUAUUGGGAGAAAAUUUUCUUCUUCUGUGUUUGUUUAUUGAUAUCUAGUAUUUUGUUCAAGUAUGUAAAGUAUAAAUUAGUUCUUUUAAAUAUUUCAUUUAACACUAAUUUUUAAUGUUCCCGUUUGUUAAAGGAAAACUCUGACAUAAACUUAUGAUCAGUAACAAAGAUUCUGUAUUUUAUUCCAUCCUAGAUUUUUGUCAAGCUGAAACUGUCUGAAUUUGUCUAAAGUAUAUUUACUUUCCUUUCUUCAGAUAGCGUAUAUUAUCCAUAAAUUUCAAACGUGUUAUUAAUUAAUACUAAAUUAAAUGUAUUAAUUCUAAAUUUUUAUUGAUUAAUACUUUAACUGAUUAAUAUCUUUGAAUGAUAAUUCUUACGAAUUGUGUUGCGGCAUUUCCAUUCUAAUGAUCACAUGUUGCAACUAUACCCCAUCCCCAUAAAGAAGGCAGAGUGUGUUUUAAAAUACUUCUUUCAAAUAAAAGAUAAUUUUACCUGAAAAUAAACUUAGAUGAUCACGUGAUGUAUUUAGAUAAAACAUUUUGUAAAACUUUUAAGUUUUAGGUAUUAAAUUCAGAUGAAAGUUGUUAUUUUAUAUCAAAGCUUUUAACUCAAGUUUGCUGAAGUUAAAAGCUUUUCUAUCUCAUUAUAUAGACAAAAGAAUUUAAAACUCACCCGAAUUUAAAAUUUUAAAAAUAUGGUUAAGAAACUUGAUAUAAUUUUUUUUAAUUUGUAAAACAUUAUUUUUCUUUAUGUCCAGAAAUUUAGUUCCAUAGCUAUCCAGAAGUCAUUUUUUUCCCAAAAUGAGCUUAACACUGUAAUCGUUUUCGUCAAGUUUUUCAAUUUUUAAUCUGUAGAUGUGGUUUUGAUUUUUCCGUCAUUAUUCAGUUUUCUUAUUUGGUAGCAGACUUACCUAAUUUAGCAAUUUUCGAAAAAAUUUAAAAUGUUCUUCCUUUUAUAAAAACUGUUUUCUUAAUUUCCUGUUCAUUCUGUUAAAUUUUUCUUUAUUGCUUUAAGUGUUAAACUUUCCUAGCCUGUGAAUUCAAGGAACAUUAGAAUAAUAUCUCGUCAGUUUCAGAACAUGCCGCCAGGUUUCUAACAAUAAUAGAAGCUGAUAUUUCAUUCAUAUUUCUAGAAAUAAGUCAUGCAUAGCAAUGUUGAAAAUGUACAAAUUCAUUACAUCAAAGCUGCCAUCUGUAUAAGAAUUAUAAAUUUUAACUAUUUUGGGAUAAUUUUUGUAUCUCUAUAUAAACGUAAAAGAUAAUUUAUUUAGUUGCAAUGGGCAAAAUAGAAAUGUACCACCAAACGGGAAUAUAUUUUUGAAUAUGAAAAUUUUAUUGGCUUUCUAGCUCAUAUAUUGUAACAAUAAAAUGCAUUCAUUACUACUGUUAUGUAAAACUUCAGCACCUUUUAAGCUCAGAAAAGUACUCUCUUUUUAAUCUAUUAGAUUCAUUCUUGAUUUCUCUUUCCAAUCUAUCUUGACCUAUUGUACUUUUAGUUUUUAUAGAACGCGCGAAAGAUUUUUUAAAGUUACUCUUUCCUUAACAAUCGCUGGUUUUCCCUAUGUGUAACGUGUAUACGAGCCAGUUUCCCUUAGAAAGCCCUCCACGAAGGCAUCCUUCCCUUUAGGCAGAUAGCCCUCGAGGCUUUUCCAGAAUCACAUACACACCGUAACAAUCGCUACUAAAAGCUCAAACGCGCAUGCGCACUGCGGACUAAUUUAAUUCCCAAACAGAAUAAAAGAACAGGAUGCUUAAAAUUAGGUCUUUUUACGUUUUUAUUUCAUAUUUAUUUAAAGAGGGGAAAAAAAGGAGGAAGGAAUAAAAACUAUAAAACUUGCAACAAAAUUGUAUUAACUAGAUGGAAGUAUAUCUUUGAUUCCUCUUUACAUACACUAUUUUCUAUCUGACACCUUUCCUAAACGAGUGUUAAGUGUUUUGCCAACGGGUCAAUGAGAAUCACUGUGGCUUGAAAGUACAUGUAUUUCAUUGUAUUUCUAAUUGGUAUAAGUAUAAAUUUAAAUUAUUUAUCUGCAGUAAAUAUUAUUUAAAAUAUAAUUUUCUACAUGUGAAGAAGAUGUAGAAACUAACUAUAAAAACUAUUAAUUCAAUAGUGUUAUGAGGAAUUAGAUAAAGGUCGACUACUAAAAUUAUUCUUGUAAACUGCAGUCAUACAAAGAGCCAAAAAGAGAAGUUUUAGCUUUCAAAUAAUAUUAAAGUCUGCCAAGAAAAGAGAUAAUUUUAUCAAAAACUCCUCACUUAAUGUUUUUCUCAAUAAAAAAAGAGGAGGAGCUGCAAUUUACUUGCAUAAUCAAGAACGAUUCAAGACAAUGUUCGCCAAAUUAUUUUUAUGAAGAAUUUGUUUCCUAAAUUCUAUAGAAAGGACUUUUAUAUUGAAUCACACAAUGUGUCAUAAAAUAUUCUUCUAUUAAUAUUAUGUCUUUCUGAUGUUAUUUUUAUCUUUAACAAAAAAGAACAAUCCAGAAACAAAGAGUAUCUGUAACUUAUUCGACUUUAUGUGUGGUUGAAUGCCACACGAAAGACUUAUGCAGAAAAGGCAUUAUUAUUCAACUGAUUUGAAUUUGACGGUUCUUGAUUUCUAUAAGCAUAUUAAAAUAGCUUGCGUUAAUUUCAGUAAGUCCAACAGGUUAUAGAAGUGUGAAAUAUUUAAAAACUUUCUAAGUAAAUAUUUUCUCAUAAGGACUGCAGUGUAAAUUUUAAUAAUGGACUGCAGUGUAAAUUUUAAUAUUUGAUUGUUGUAAAAUCGAUUCUGUUUUAACCUUUUAAAUGUAACACCUGUUUGAUAUAUUUACUCUUUUAACGUGCCAAAUGUGUCGUAAGAAUCUGAAAGUUGAUACUUUUAAUAAAACUAUUACUGCUAUGUUUAUAUUAGUUUUAUUUUAUUACUGCCAGUUCGAUCGAGUUCCGAUCAUGAUGUGUCAUGAAUUUGAAUAAAUUCAUUUUACAGUACUGUAGUUUAUUAUGUCUUUUUUAAAAAGCACGUUUUGACAGAAAUAGGUUCUGUAAAUAGUAACUGAAGUGUGAUCACGAGAUUAUCGUGUUAAGAAAAAAAUUUAAUGUCUGUAUAUAAUAAAAGCAUUAUGAAAUAAAAAUCUCAGCCUUUCUCGGA
Molecule: messenger RNA, 4076 nt
Organism: Stegodyphus dumicola
Lineage: Eukaryota; Metazoa; Arthropoda; Arachnida; Araneae; Eresidae
Product: netrin-1-like
Biological process (GO): tissue development; motor neuron axon guidance; animal organ morphogenesis
Cellular component (GO): basement membrane
Molecular function (GO): protein binding
Source: RefSeq, a predicted model, not a curated record